This is a messenger RNA of Rosa rugosa (rugosa rose), 1610 nucleotides long. Its product is annotated as 7-deoxyloganetin glucosyltransferase-like. The record is from RefSeq and is a predicted model, not a curated record. Gene Ontology annotation, molecular function: UDP-glycosyltransferase activity. The transcript has 2 exons. NCBI's taxonomy places the organism in Eukaryota, Viridiplantae, Streptophyta, Magnoliopsida, Rosales, Rosaceae. Bases 64 to 1503 code for a protein of 479 amino acids.
GUGAGACUACACACACACACACACACACACACAGAGACAGACACACACACUGGAAAUUCUAAGAUGUCUUCCAAUAAGCCUCAUGCUGUUUGUAUUCCAGGUCCUGCUCAAAGCCAUAUAAAGGCUGUGCUUAAAUUGGCAAAACUCCUACACCACAGAGGUUUUUAUGUAACCUUUGUCAACACAGAGUUCAAUCACAAGCGCUUCCUUAAGUCUCUAGGACCCAACUCCUUAGAUGGCUUCCCUGAUUUUCAGUUUGAAACCAUUCCAGAUGGCCUUCCAGAUUCAAAUGAAGAUGCCACCCAAGACAUUGCUUUACUUUGUGACUCUAUCCGAAAAAAUUUCUUGGCUCCUUUCCGUGAUCUCCUCAUAAAACUUAACAACACUCAGACUAAUCCUCCAGUGACUUGCAUUGUUUCAGAUGGUUUCAUGUCGAUGUUUACCAUCACAGCAGCUGAAGAAAUUGGAGUCCCCAUAGCACUCUUCUAUACUGUUUCUGCUUCCACCUUCAUGGGAUUCAAACAAUUUCGCACUUUGGUCCAAAAAGGGCUUGCACCAUUCAAAGAUGAGAGCUGGUUCACAAAUGGAUUUCUGGACGGAAAAAUAGAUUGGAUUCCAGGAAUGAAAGAUAUUCGUUUGAGGGAUCUCCCAACCGUUUUUCAAACAACAGAUCCCAAUGACCCCAUGUUUAACUUCAGCAUGGAGGCCACGGAUAGCGUUCAUAAAGCUUCUGCAGUUGUAUUACUUACUUUUGAUGCUUUGGAACAUGAUGUUUUGGAUGCUAUCUCUUCUAUGUUUGAUCGGCCACUUGUUUAUACAAUUGGCCCUAUCGAGUUACUUCUGAAUCAGAUUCCAAACUACCCUUUGGAGACUAUGGGAUACAGUCUGUGGAAAGAAGAAUCUGAAUGCCUCGAAUGGUUGAAGAAUAAGGCGCAAAAUUCAGUAGUUUAUGUGAACUUUGGUAGUGUAGCGGUCUUGACACCACAACAGCUUGUAGAGUUUGGUUGGGGACUUGCAAAUAGCAAGAUUCAUUUUUUGUGGGUAAUGAGGCCUGAUCUUGUUAUUGGUGGAUCGGCUAUUCUGCCACCUGAGUUUGUAGCUGAAACCAAAGAAAGAGGUCUGAUAGCAAGUUGGUGUCCACAAGAGGAAGUGCUUAACCAAACUUCAGUCGGAGGGUUUCUUACACACUGUGGUUGGAAUUCGACCAUUGAGAGUCUGACAGCUGGAGUGCCAAUGCUCUGUUGGCCAUUCUUUGGUGACCAGCAAACAAACUGUUUCUAUACUUGUAACAAAUGGGGAAUCGGAAUGGAAAUUACCAAUGAUGUCAAGAGAGACGAAGUAGAGAAGCUUGUUAGGGAGUUGAUGGAAGGAGAGAAGGGUAAGAAAAUGAAGAGUAAGGUCAUGGAGUGGAAGAAACUUGCGGAAGAAGCCACGGCUCCAGAGGGUUCUUCGUUCAAAAAUUUGGACAAUCUAGUGAACCAAGUUCUACUGCAGAAAAGUUAAAUGUUAUUUAGGCAUAAAAAUAUUGUUAUUGAAGUAAUGUCUGUUUGGCUUAGUAAAUUGUGUUAAUCUUGUGUUUCCAAGAUUAGCAUUAAAUCUGUUGCAUGUCA